This is a messenger RNA of Alternaria hordeiaustralica, 519 nucleotides long. RefSeq lists its product as uncharacterized. The coding region runs from base 1 to 519 and encodes 172 amino acids. Lineage: Eukaryota; Fungi; Ascomycota; Dothideomycetes; Pleosporales; Pleosporaceae. Gene Ontology annotation, molecular function: protein binding. The record is from RefSeq and is a predicted model, not a curated record. The transcript has a single exon.
AUGUUCAAACUCAUCGUCUCGUACGUGAGCCAGAUGGAUGAAAAGGAGUCUUUGCUUGAAGCCAGAGAUGAAUCAGGCUACACGCCCUUUCACAAAGCUGUGCUAGUUUGGAGAAGCCAGAACACCCUGAAGAUCCUUGAAGAGAUGGGGGCCAACAUUGAAGCAGUGCAUGGGGAGGGUGAGACCCCACUGCAGACCGCCGUUCGCAACCAGAACGCUGGCUUAGUCUUACAUCUUCUUCGAAGUGGCGCCAAGCCUCAAGUCAAGUCGAAGGAUGGACUGGAUAUCUUAGAGCUUGCUGAGGUCUCCUUCUUGAAGAAGUUCGUCGAACACAGGAAAGCGGGAAAGAACAAAGCUGUGUAUUUGUUAGCCUGCGACAGAGACGACAACUAUUUCCAACGGUCUAGCAGGACCAUGGAGGAGGUUGACAUGGCCAAGAUCGACGUGAUCAAGACACUGCUUCAGUCUUGUUUAUCGGGACGACUCUUCAGUCAUGCGCAAAAUGAGCAGCGCGUCUAG